This is a messenger RNA of Ambispora leptoticha, 490 nucleotides long. The record is from the annotation of a GenBank genome assembly. Lineage: Eukaryota; Fungi; Glomeromycota; Glomeromycetes; Archaeosporales; Ambisporaceae.
AAGUCUUAAACCAAGGCAAUUUAGAUUAUUUAAGAGAGCAGUUUGCUAAUUCUCAACCAAAGAAUCAACCAAACGAGAAUAAAACUGCUACUCGUUAUGAUAAUUUAUUUGCUAAUUUAAGUAAGGAAGAUCAAGAAAGGGAAAAGAAAAAGCAGGAAAGACAAGCAGCCAAAAAUAAAUUUGAAGAAGCUGAACGACAAAGAAGAGAACAAAAAUUAGCUGAAAAGGAUAAAAAACUUAAAGAGGAUGAAAAAAAGCGACAAAAAGAAAAAGAACUUGCUGAUUUAGAAGAAAAAAAACGAAGAGAAGCCGAAGCAGCCCGACAAAAAGCCUUACAAGAAGAACAGGAAAGAAUUUUUCAAACUAAGUUAAAAAAUAUUGAAGAUGCUAAAAAAAGAGCCGAAGAGGCUUUGGAAAAUCAGAAAAAACAAAAUGAAUUAGCCGAAAAAAAGAAGAAAGAUGAAAUUGAGAAAUUACAAAAAGAAAAUGA